UCCGAAAUCAUUGAGUUUCCUGUGGUUAUGGUUGACGUGAGGCUGCAACGGGCUGUUGCCGAGUUUCACCACUUUGUCAAGCCCAAGGUUAACCCCAAACUGAGUGAGUUCUGCCGCCAAUUGACGGGCAUUCGACAAGAAGAUAUCGAUAACGCCCUGCCGCUGGAGGAUGUUAUUCGGCGAUUUGAACGAUGGCAUGCACAGACAGUCCCUCCCGGAUCUCGCACCAUGCUGGCCACGGAUGGUCCCACUGACCUGAAGGAAUUUAUGUACAUUCACAGCGUAUCGCGGCAAGGGAUUCGCUUUCCCAGUAUGUUUUAUCAAUGGAUUGAUGUGAAACGUUUCUUUGCACACUUCUUUCAGUGCCAGCAAGGCAAAAUAAAGGCGAUGCUUGAUGCGCUUAACUGCCCCUUUGAAGGACGGCUACACAGUGGCAUUGACGACGCAAGGAACGUUGCGACGAUUGUGAUACGCAUGCUUAAAUUGGGAUGCUCUUUUUGCGAAAUCCCGCUUAGCCGCCUGCCAUACGGUGCGACAGCUACGACGGCAAGCCUUGUGGCACCUGAGAUCACAACGACAGCGACAGAAACGGUAAAAUUGGACAAAAAUGACACGAAUGCCUCAUCAUCGUAA
Messenger RNA from Trypanosoma cruzi, 633 nucleotides. RefSeq lists its product as uncharacterized. Gene Ontology annotation, biological process: exonucleolytic trimming to generate mature 3'-end of 5.8S rRNA from tricistronic rRNA transcript (SSU-rRNA, 5.8S rRNA, LSU-rRNA). NCBI's taxonomy places the organism in Eukaryota, Euglenozoa, Kinetoplastea, Trypanosomatida, Trypanosomatidae. The annotation marks the transcript as partial. Gene Ontology annotation, molecular function: 3'-5'-RNA exonuclease activity; nucleic acid binding. The record is from RefSeq and is a predicted model, not a curated record. The transcript has a single exon.